AUGUUUUGGACUUUAGCUGCAGGAAAAAAUGAUAAAGAUCUUAUGUUGUCUCUGCAUUUGGAGAAUGGUCCACCAACAUUGUCCGAUGUAGUCCCAAUUGUAAUGACUUCUUUUGGAAUAAUGAGAUCUCCUCUAAAAUCAUCAGGAGCACGGAUGAGAACAGUUCCAUCAUCACUAUAU
This is a messenger RNA of Trichomonas vaginalis G3, 180 nucleotides long. RefSeq lists its product as uncharacterized. The transcript has a single exon. NCBI's taxonomy places the organism in Eukaryota, Parabasalia, Trichomonadida, Trichomonadidae. The record is from RefSeq and is a predicted model, not a curated record. The annotation marks the transcript as partial.